Molecule: messenger RNA, 855 nt
Organism: Saccostrea cuccullata (small rock oyster)
Lineage: Eukaryota; Metazoa; Mollusca; Bivalvia; Ostreida; Ostreidae
Exons: 1
Coding region: 1-855 (284 amino acids)
Source: RefSeq, a predicted model, not a curated record
AUGAUUAAUAACCUGGACAUUCCAAGUAAAGAAUGCCGGAAUCUUCUCUCUGCCACCUCACACCCCCAAAUAGUGAAUGAUCUUCUAAGCAAAGAGGUGGAGAAGGGUUACCUACAAGGACCUUUUGUCGAACCUCCUUUUCCACACUACAGAGUUAGUCCCAUUGGAGUUAGCUUUAAAAAAUAUUCAAAUAAAGCACGUUUAACAGUGGACUUAUCAGCACCUCAUUCAGAUCCUUCUGAUCCCAGCAUCAAUUCUCUAAUCGACAAAGAGAAAUGCUCUCUAACCUACGUCACUACCGAUGAUGCCGUAAAUAUUAUUCAAAAACUUGGUCCAGGAACCACAAUGUGCAAAACAGACAUAUCGGAUGCCUUUAAGUUGAUACCUAUUUCCCCAUCCCAGUGGCAUUUAUUCUGCUUGAAAUGGAAAGGCCUAUAUUACUUCUAUACCAAACUUGCUUUUGGCUGCAGAUCUAGUCCAAGAAUCUUCGACUGCCUCGCACAAGCUAUUUGUUGGAUAGCUACCCACAACUACGGCAUCAAGUACAUUUUGCAUUUAUUGGACGACUUCAUCACCUUUGAAGAGCCCGACAACUGCGGAGAAAGAAACAUGGCCUUACUUAUGCUCAUUUUUAAGAGGUUAAAUAUACCUAUAGCCAAGCAAAAAACAGAGGGACCAGAUACCACUAUUACCUUCCUUGGAAUCACUUUAGACUCUCUUAAGAUGGAAGCCAGACUGCCGCUUGACAAGAUUUCUAGAAUCAUAUCUUUCAUUGAAGAAUUUCUCAUAAAGAAAUCUUGCACUAAAAGCUUCUACAAAUACUCGGACAUCUCAGUUUCGCUAGCAGAGUCAUAG